AUGAAGGCUGCUGCAACUCGACGGCUUCUGCUCGUGCUCAUGGCCUUCAGCCUGGUGCAUCCUGUCACCUGCACCACCACUCCUGGUCAUGAGAACCAAACAGAUCAACUGUCGUUGCUUGAAUUCAAGAAGGCGAUCAGUUUGGAUCCACAGCAAGCAUUGGCAUCUUGGAAUGACAGCAAUCACUUCUGCAACUGGCAAGGUGUCACAUGCAGGACGAGGAGCAAUCGUGUCACUAAUCUUGACCUUGGAAAUAGAGGUUUAGUCGGCCAAAUAUCUCCUUCCCUCGGGAACCUGACAUUCCUGAAACACCUGUCCCUGGUGACAAACAGAUUCAGUGGACAAAUCCCAGCAUCCCUUGGCCAGUUGCAUCGCCUCCAAACCCUCUACUUGAGUAACAACACGUUACAUGGAGUUAUACCAACUUUUGGAAACUGCUCUCGUCUGCAGAAACUAUGGCUCAACGGGAACAAUCUCGUUGGAGGAUUUCCUGCUCUGCCACUUGGACUCAAACAGCUGGAGAUUCGAUCUAACAAUCUUUCUGGAACCAUUCCUUCUUCUCUUGCCAAUAUUACAACACUACAAGUGCUUGACGUAAGUUUCAAUAAGAUUGCCGGAAACAUCCCAGAUGAGUUUGCCAAGUUACCGGAGCUACAGUAUCUGCUCGCUGAUAGCAACCAUUUGGCAGUGAAUCAUUUUAGCAGCGAGGUGCCACCUGGCCUUGGUACCUUUCUUCCCAACCUCCAAUUCCUUGCAAUAGCCUCCAAUUUUUUUCAUGGAUACAUCCCUUCCUCAUUGGCCAAUGCAUCUGAUCUGCGCUUCAUUGAGAUAGCAGACAACAGUUUCACGGGGGUGGUGCCUAGAUACAUUGGCAAACAUCACAAACUCUACUGGCUGAAUCUUGGGUAUAAUAAACUUGAAGCUCAUAACAAGCAAGACUGGGAGUUUGUUUACAGCUUAGGCAACUGUAGUAAGCUGCGGCUUUUGUCUGUAGAGUCGAAUCAGCUACAAGGAAAUGUACCAACUUCAUUAGGUAACCUUUCUGUUGAACUGCAGACAUUGUUUCUGGGGUAUAAUCAACUAUCAGGUGGUUUUCCUUCUGGCAUCGCAAACCUUCACAACCUGAUGGGGCUAGAACUAGAUGGGAAUCAACUUACAGGCCAGAUUCCAGAAUGGCUUGGAGCUCUAAAAAGUUUGCAAGCGAUGAGUUUAGCUAACAACAGUUUCUCAGGGUUUAUCCCAUCAUCCCUUUCGAACUUGUCUCAGUUAUCAGAACUUUUUCUUCAAUCCAACAAAUUCGAAGGGCAUUUACCUGCAAGCAUAGGAAAUCUUCAGAAUCUUUGGAAGUGCAGCUUUUCAAAUAAUCUUCUUCAUGGCGGUGUUCCCAAAGAGAUGUUUGGAAUUCCAACAAUCUUUUAUAUUGAUUUAUCUGUAAACCACCUGCAUGGGCAACUUCCUUAUGAAGUAGGCAAUGCCAAGGCACUCACAUAUUUUGAUCUUUCGUCAAAUAUGCUGUUUCGAGACAUUCCGACCACUAUAGAUCUGUCAUUCAACAACAUCAGUGGUGAGGUCCCAAUGAAAGGGAUAUUCAGCAAUGUGACUGCUGUGAGGAUUGAUGGAAAUCAAGGGCUUUGUGGUGGGCCAUUGGAAUUACACCUACUCGCAUGCCAUGUCACGCCUAUUAAUUCAAGUAAGCAGAGGCGACAUUCCAUUGUACAAAAAGUGGUGAUCCCCUUAUCCAGCAUUUUGUUAGUUGCUAUAGUCAUAACUGUAAUGCUUGUCUGGAGAGGAAAACAAAAAAGAAACCUAUUAUCUUUGCCAUCAUUCGGUAGCAAAUUUCCCAAAGUUUCUUACAACGAUCUCGCCAGAGCAACAUGUGGGUUCUCAGCAUCCAAUUUGAUUGGCAAAGGAAGAUAUUCUUCCGUGUAUAAAGGAGAACUCUUCCAAGGUAGAACCUUGGUUGCUAUCAAAGUUUUCCGUCUAGAGACAAGGGGAGCACAACAGAGCUUCAUUGCAGAAUGCAACGCUCUACGUAAGGUGCGGCACAGAAAUCUAGUUCCUAUAGUAACUGCAUGCUCCAGUAUUGAUUCCAGUGGAAAUGAUUUCAAAGCCUUAGUCUAUGAGUUCAUGGCACAAGGUGACUUGCAUGCGCUACUGUACUCAACUAAAUGUGAUGGCAACACCUCAACUCAAAUCAACGUCACAAUGGCUCAAAGGUUAAGUAUUGCAGUGGAUGUUGCAGAUGCAUUGGAGUACCUCCACCAUGGCAACCAAGGAACUUUCGUCCAUUGUGAUCUAAAGCCUAGCAACAUUCUUUUGGAUGACAAUAUGACAGCACAUGUUGGAGACUUUGGUCUUGCCAGGUUCAAAUUUGACUCAGCAGCAUCAUCGUGCACUCACUCGAUCUCGACUUCAGGUGCUAUUAUGGGAACAAUAGGAUAUAUUGCUCCAGAGUGUGCUACAGGUGGAGCAGUGUCGAGUGCUGGAGAUGUUUACAGCUUCGGGAUUGUUCUACUUGAAAUAUUUUUGCGGAGGAGGCCAACUGACGAUAUGUUCAAUGGUGGGAUGAACAUUACAAAAUUUGUUGAGAUGAACUUUCCUGACAUGAUAGCACAGAUUAUUGACCCUCAACUACUAGAAGAGCAACAAGAUUUAUCUCAAGAAACUUCAUUUGCCAUGAAGAAGAAAAGCUUAGAGUGUUUGCUUUCAGUUCUAAACAUUGGGCUUCUCUGCACUAAGGCAUCCCCAAAUGAGCGCAUCUGCAUGCAGGAAGUGGCUGCAAGGUUGCACGAAAUCAAGAAGGCAUUUCCAAGAGAAAACUAA
Miscanthus lutarioriparius is the source of this 2823-nucleotide messenger RNA. NCBI's taxonomy places the organism in Eukaryota, Viridiplantae, Streptophyta, Magnoliopsida, Poales, Poaceae. The record is from the annotation of a GenBank genome assembly.